This is a messenger RNA of Gymnodraco acuticeps, 2596 nucleotides long. It is a transcript of the gene galr2b, whose product is annotated as galanin receptor 2b. Gene Ontology annotation, biological process: G protein-coupled receptor signaling pathway. Gene Ontology annotation, cellular component: membrane. Gene Ontology annotation, molecular function: G protein-coupled receptor activity. The record is from RefSeq and is a predicted model, not a curated record. Lineage: Eukaryota; Metazoa; Chordata; Actinopteri; Perciformes; Bathydraconidae. Bases 177 to 1388 code for a protein of 403 amino acids. The transcript is spliced from 4 exons.
UGCCAGCAACACAGGCAGAUAGCGAUGAACACUGGCAGAGAAGAGCCUUAGCUGUUUAGAGUAUGAACAUCUUCACAGGGCAGGUCUGCAGGGAGCCUCGUUCAUAAUCUAGGAGGAAGCUUUGGAUACUGAUCUCCCAUCUUCAGGCUGCUUUUUUUGAGGACUUUCCUGUGACAAUGAAGAGGUUUUCCCAGAGUCUGAUUUCUGAUCUCCUUCAUCACCCUCCUCCUCCUCCUCUCUGGACUUGCAACAUGUCUGACUUUGAGGAUUUCAGCAGGCAAGCAGGGCAGACUAAUGUCUCUGACAGCUACCAGCUGAAUCCCACCAGCGUGAUCGUGUCGGUGGUCUUCUCCCUCAUCUUCCUGCUGGGCACCAUCGGCAACAGUCUGGUGCUGGCUGUGCUGCUGCGGAGCGGGCAGCUGGGAUACAACACAACCAAUCUGUUCAUACUCAACCUGAGCGUGGCCGACUUCUUCUUCAUCAUCUUCUGCGUUCCUUUUCAAGCCACCAUCUACUCUCUGGAGGGCUGGGUGUUCGGAUCCUUCAUGUGCAAAGUGGUGCACUUCUUCAUCAACCUCACCAUGUACGCCAGCAGCUUCACACUCGCUGCUGUCUCUGUUGACAGGUAUCUGGCCAUUCGUUACCCGCUACGCUCCAGAGAGCUGCGUACCCCGUGUAACGCAGUGGUUGCCAUGGUGAUCAUCUGGGGUCUUUCUCUGGUCUUCGCGGGUCCGUAUCUGAGCUACUAUGACCUGAUCGAUUACGCCAACAGCACUGUGUGCAUCCCUGGCUGGGAGGAGCAGAACAGGAAGUUGCUGGACACGUGCACGUUCCUGGUCGGCUACGUCAUUCCCGUGCUCAUCGUGAGUCUCUCGUACACUCGGACCAUCAAGUACCUGUGGACGGCCGUGGACCCGCUGGACGGCAUGUCGGAAUCCAAGAGGGCCAAACGCAAAGUCACAAAAAUGAUCAUCAUCGUCACGGUGCUUUUCUGCAUCUGCUGGCUGCCGUACCACGUGGUGAUCCUGUGCUACCUGUACGGAGACUUCCCUUUCAACCAGACCACGUACGCCUUCAGGAUCCUCUCCCACUGCAUGGCCUACGCUAACUCCUGUGUCAACCCCAUCGUGUACGCUCUGGUGUCCAAGCACUUUCGCAAAGGCUUUAAGAAAGUGUUCAGCUGUAUCCUUAGUAAAAAAGGCAGAAACAAGGUCCACGUGGUUCACGUCGCCAACACCGUGCCCGGGUUUGAAGCCGGCUCCACGGAAGUGUCGCAGAUGAACGAGGAGCACGUGCGACAGAAUGAAUGUGAAAUGAUAAACAGGCCUCUCCCAGAGCCCAGAGAAGCCACGGUAACACUGAAUCUGCCCUUUCAGCGACAGACUUGACAAGUGAUUCAGCUUUCCUGACGGGCUGAAUACAGAUUGCCUUAUGUGAAAGACAUCGCAGCUGAUAUUCUCGAGAAAAAGUGCAAGCUUCUCAUCACGACAUUCACAGUUCUGGGAGCUAACAGAAGAAGAGAUUAAAAGAACAUAUUGUAUUAUUCUUAAAGGGGACAUAUUGUGACUUUUUCAGUGACAACAAUGUGGUGAUCUGCAGUGCCUACCAACCCACAAACUGUGAAAUAGGACAACCCAGUCAGUAUUUUGGGGGCUCACAAACCAUUCAGAAUAGGCUCCCCUUCCUGUGUCACAUUAGAAUGUAUCUACACACCCAUUGCUUGAGAACUACUUUUGCUGUUUUUUACAUGUUAGUUUAACAUAAAGGCAUUUUAAUACAUGUUAAACCUCUGUGAGCAUGACAUGUCCCCUUUAAGUGUUACCAAAAAUCUGUUUCUUUCAUCAUCUUUUGUACUUACCACUAUAGCAUGUCCCUCUAGAGCAGAUUAAAACUCGGAAAAGUAUUUAUUAAAAGUGGAAACUUCUCAGUAUUUCCUACUGCCUUAACCAUGGCCUGCUGCUGGGUGUUUCUGUCAGUAUGAGAAUCUUCAUAAUUCCAGCACUUUUAAGAGCAGCGCAGAAUGUGUCUCAUAAGGUUACAGUUAUGUUUCACCUUUUCAAAUGGUCCCAAAGAUGUUCAAAGGUUGGCGACUGUGAAGGAAAAUUAAUGUUAGCCAGCAACAUUUACUUUUGGUUUGACUUAAACAGGGUUGGAUGCAAGUUCAGGGUCAUUGACUAUGUUUACAUGCACAAAAUAUUCAGGUUUUGACCCUUAUUCUGAAAAUGACCUUUUUCUUACUUCCUACCACAUGAUUGAUUACACAGCUAACCAACAUGAAUAUUCCCUAAUAUUAUCUGUCAUCCCUGCAAUCAACUUCUUCAAAUGGUCAGCUUUUUUUCCGCAUUUCCAAAAACCUAAUGACAUUAAAGUCUUUCUAAAUGUUCAGAACUAUGAAUCAUUCUCCUAAUGUUGGCAGAAAUUGGGGCUCUUCUUACUUUAAGCAUGCGUCUGCUGUUGCAUGUCCUUAAGUUCCAGAGUCCUAACCUGGAAAUAGCAUUAAUAAUAAUAAUAAUUCCUUACAUUUAUUAUAGCGCUUUUCCAGAUGCUCAAAGCGCUUUACAAAUACACAUUACACAUAUUUUGUAUACAUGCAAUG